AAUUCAAAAGGAGAAAGAAAUAAAGGCCAAAAACAAACAGCUUUCCUUCAGCUUCUACUUGAACGCUCUCUUCAAUGUCAUCUCUCUAACAAAAAAACAAAUCAGAGAAUGUCUUGGCUUUUCAAAUCACUCCAAUCCAACGAUCCAGAUUUAUCAUCAUCUUCAUCAGGAGAAGGAAGCCCCGCCAAUCGCGGCGGUGGAGUAAAAGAAGACUUGACAGUAAUCAGCGACUCAAUCGGCCGGCAACUACGCGGCGUCGCCAGUUUCCUGGCUCCUUCUCCUCCUGCUUCUCCUUCCACGUCAUCAACAGCAACAACCGAGACUGACAAAUCACGGCAGUCGUCCGAUUACGCUGAUUUACAGUCGCAAGGAGGUCUGAUAGGCAUUCGAAAUGAUUUAUCGGAAAUAGGAGGCAGCUUGAGAACUGGACUCUCUAAAUUCACUUCUAAUUUCUUGCAAUUUCAAACUAGUGAUAAUCAAGAAGGAAUUGACGACGACGACGACGACGUGGCAGGGAUUACUGACGAGGUUAUUGAUUUUGUUAAGGAGAUUUCUGUGAGGCCUGAGUGUUGGACUGAUUUCCCUUUAUCUCUUCCGCAUGAUUUCGAAAUGUCUGAUGCUCAAAAAGAACAUGCUUCAACUGUUGAACAUAUCGUUCCAAGUUUGAAGGCUCUUAGAGCUGACCUUCAUAGUGACCUUGGGGAUGAACAAUUUUGGAUGAUUUAUUUCAUAUUGUUGCUUCCAAGACUCAGUGAAUAUGAUUUUGAGGCGCUGUCGACUCCCCUGAUAGUUGAGACAAGAAAUAUACUUUUGCAGAAGCUGCAAAACAAGAGAAACUCAAUGUCGGAGACCUCUGAGAAUUCCUUCGCUGUUGAAACAUCUAAAGAGAGCAUCAAAGUUAGCGAGAAACAAGAAGAGAAUAUCCCAUCUCAGGAGAAAGAGGUCACUGAAAUUGUGAAGGCAACUGAAAGGUUAGAAAUCGCUGAUGAAAAAGAGAAUGCUGAUCAGUGGUUGAAAGAGACAGAUACCGAUGGAGAGAAUAAGAAGGUUGAACAUGAAGAGGAUGUGUCAUUUAGUGAUCUGGAGGAUGAUGACAAUGAGCUCUCAAGUAGACUAUCAGGCUCUAGGAAAGCACAAGAAAUUACUAGAGUUCCUUCAUCUAGUGAUUGGGUCCAGCUAAAUGAUUGCUCUGAUGCUCAGGGCGGUAGUCAAAAGGCAAGGCAGUCUAUUUCUCGUGAGAAAGAUUCAGAUGGUGAAUCCAAUGAAUGGCUUAAAGUUGACGACUUUGACUAGAGAAUCCACAGCCGUCAAUCUCCGAUUUAUUGUAAAGUUUCCAAAUAUUCUUUUUCAACUUUUAGUUUCUGUACUUGAGAAAUCAACGUGUUACAUAGGAACGCUUAUAACUAAUAAUUCAGACUCUGUAAAUAGGUAUAUAUAUAUCCUUUGAGUAAAAGGAAUUCUGGAAUACUCAAAAGUUGUUCUUAAAUGGCUAUUUCACCCUGUUUCUUUGUUUGUUA
Messenger RNA from Mercurialis annua (annual mercury), 1517 nucleotides. RefSeq lists its product as uncharacterized. Lineage: Eukaryota; Viridiplantae; Streptophyta; Magnoliopsida; Malpighiales; Euphorbiaceae. Bases 109 to 1293 code for a protein of 394 amino acids. The transcript has 3 exons. The record is from RefSeq and is a predicted model, not a curated record.